AUGGUAAUCUACGUUUCUGCGCGGAGAUGCAGUCUUAAAUCAGAUCGGGUAGAGCCUCCGACCAUUCUCCUUAAAGAAACUAUGUUCAUUAAGCUCCCGUUGAAGGAGUUCCACAAACGCAUGCAGAUCCUAAACUAG
This is a messenger RNA of Echinococcus granulosus, 138 nucleotides long. RefSeq lists its product as hypothetical. The transcript is spliced from 2 exons. The record is from RefSeq and is a predicted model, not a curated record. Bases 1 to 138 code for a protein of 45 amino acids. Lineage: Eukaryota; Metazoa; Platyhelminthes; Cestoda; Cyclophyllidea; Taeniidae.